Molecule: messenger RNA, 2045 nt
Organism: Parus major (Great Tit)
Lineage: Eukaryota; Metazoa; Chordata; Aves; Passeriformes; Paridae
Product: Krueppel-like factor 13
Exons: 4
Coding region: 1-957 (318 amino acids)
Source: RefSeq, a predicted model, not a curated record
AUGGGAACAUUUGUGAGGAAGCUGGAUGGGUACCAGGCAGAGGAGAGUGUCACUACCUCCAGCAAUGCCUCUGAGCACGAGCAGAGCUAUCCUUCCACAAGUCCAGCAGAGAUGUUACGCCGGCGGAAACAAUUCACUCGUGCUAGGAGACCAUGCUGUGCGUAUUACAGUGAACUGACUUUGGGACAGCCACAACUGCAUGCUCGGGAGUACACAGACAUUAGAAAGGGCUCCCCGGGAUUUAAUUUUCCACUACAGACACGCUGUAGUCGCCGCGCGACCCACCUUGCCCGCUCGCAGUGUCUCCCUCACCGGUACCUCCGGGCCGAGCGGCCGCCCCCCGCCCCCUCCGGCCGCGCAGCGCUGCCCGGGCCGCGCCGGGUGGGUCCCGCCCCCGCGGGAGCCGCGGCUGCCGCACCCACGGACAUCGGCCCCGCAGCCAGAGGGCGGCCGCGACCGGGGGCCGAGGGAAGCGCUGAGCCACCCGCCCGCCCCCGUGGCCAGAGAAGAGCCGCUGCCCCGCAGGUGGAGCCUUUAAAGCGGCCGGGCCGCCGGGAGCGCCGCGUUGAGGGAGGCUGCCGCUCCCCGUCCCGCCACGAGGGGGCGCUGGGCGGGCGAGGCGGCGCGGGAGGGGAUUUGCCUCAGGCGGUGGCGCAGGGACCGAUCCGCAAGAAGCCGCUGCCGGCGGCGUGUAAAUAUCCGAGUUUGGGCCAAAAUCACCUCGGGGCCGCGGUGGCAGAGCAGGAAGGUGACACAGAGCUGUGGGGAGCGGUUCGGCCGAGCGCCGGGGCAGCAGGAAACAGCACAAUGAAGGGAAGCUGCAAGCUGCAGCUCUGUAACACGUGCUGUGGCCUCCUUAGCCCUGUCUCUGGAAUCAUGGUCUGGCUCCUGCUUGUGAGGAAAAUCAAGGAUUCAGUGAAAGGAGCAAAGAGAAAUCUGACACAAGAUGAGGAAUGAUUUUCAAAAGGAAUCCAUGCAGUGAAUGUGAUGAACCGCCAAUCUGCCUGAUGCUACUACCCCAACUCUGUCCUUCAACAGAUUAAGUUCUCUUCUUACUUCACUGAGCAGCAGCAGAAAGUGAGUUUUAACAAGUGCAUCUGGAAAAUAGCACUUCAAAUACGAUCUAUCAAUACAUAUUAAGGGUUCUGCCAUGUGCUUCUGUUACUCAGAGACUUCAGCUGAGGACAGCAGCAUCAAAAGGAUUCGUAUUUUUAAAUCACAGUUGGAGGUUAAUUAUAAGCCCAGGCUCCAUCUGUUUAUAUGUUAAGGUAGAAGCAUAAAUAGUUCCUUUAAAACUAGGAGGGAGCUGUGUUUAAUUAAUGCUGGUUGUACCACCUGAGAGCAUUGGGUCUGCUUGGAAGGGAGUGCUAGAAGUGUGAACUACUAAAAAUUAGAGGAAGAUGGUGAUACUGCUGGGAGGGCUUGAAAGCAGGACUGUCCAUGGGAUGAGUGGCAAGGAAUGCUCGACUGCAGGACCUGGCAGGUACCAGGGAGCUGAGUCCUGAUCAAGAGAUCAGGGUUUGAAUGGGAAGUGAGGGGACAAACAGCUAUUUCUUAGCAACUUCAUGGAAAAGGUAAGCAAGGGCCUUCCAUCUGGCCUGUGGGUUAGCUGGAGAAGACUGGUCCCUCUUUGCUGAAAGUAGGGAAAAUGAGAAGAAUCUCUAAGAGAUGUGGACUGAGCUAAGCAGGAUUUCUGCAGUCUGCACAAGAGGAUGAAUGUGGACAUGAUUUUCUGAGCCUGAGAGAGUUUUCAGCCUGUUAGUGGCUGAUCAGUUCCCAAAGGAAAGUUUCCUGAGAACAUGUUUCUCUCAAGGACUGUUUUUUGUAAAUAGGUUUUUGGUUCUCAAAACAAUAUUGUACAGAUGUCCUGAGUGUUUUCUCUUGUUCCACCAAUGGGACCAGAGAGCUGUUGUUCCCUUUACCAAUCAUGUUAAACCUGUAGUGGAACACCUUAUAAAAGGGGCUGAAAACCCCAAAAUAAAGGCUUCUGCCUUCUUGGGAUGAAACCUCUGCUGCUGUGAUUUGAAUCUACUCUUCUAUUUUGU